AUGAGUUUCUUGCAAAAACUUGAAGUAAAACCAAAGGACGGUGGUCAAGAAGUAGACAAUCUACAAAACCAUGAUUUGAUACCUAUGACUCCUCUGAGAAGGCUCUGGAACUACGCCAGUUACUUUAGUUUCUGGACUGUUUCAGAGUGUAGUAUUUCAACUUGGUCGUCAGGUGCAUCCUUGCUUUCGUUGGGCUUAAACGUUAAGGAAUCUAUUGGUGUUAUUAUUGUUGGUAAUACUAUCAUCAGUACAUUGUCUGUGUUGAACGGUGGUCCAGGUUACUACUUUCAUGUCGGUUACACUGUCUGUCAAAGACUUGUAUUUGGUAUCAGAGGCAGUUACUUUGGAGUAGCAAUUAGAACAAUCUUGAGCAUUGUAUGGUAUGGUUCACAGGCAUGGCUUGGAGGUCAAUGUUUAGGUAUCAUAUUCAGUUCCUGGUCCUAUUCGUAUUUACAUAUGGAAAAUACGCUCCCGUUAUCUGUGCAUUUGACGACUAGAGAUUUGAUUUCAUUCCUCCUUUUCCAACUUAUAUCGAUUCCAAUGCUUCUUAUCAGACCUGAAAAACUUAGUAUGUUUCUUCACGUCUCUUCGGUGGCAGUAUUUGUUGCAAUGAUCUCGGUUUUUGCAUGGUCGAUUGGCCAUAAUGGAGGUGCUGGGCCAUUGUUGAAUGCACAAAGUAACUUCUCCUCCAAGUCAGCUCAUGCUUGGGCAUGGAUAUAUGGUAUCACUUCAUGGUAUGGAUCUUUAUCUUCUGGCAUAACCAACAUGUCUGAUUUCACUAGAUACUCCAAGAGAAAGUCAAGUUGUGUACCUGGUACUUUUGGUGCUAUAAUGACAUUUGGAACUGUUAUGCCUCUUUUUGGCUUGCUUUCUGCAUCAGCUACAUCUGAGAUAUACGGUCAGGCUCUUUGGAUGCCACAUAUGAUCGUUGAACAAUGGAUUAUUGCUGACUACAGUUCUAGGUCAAGAGUAGCCGCAUUCUUUGCGUCUUUAUGUUUCCUCUCCUCCCAAUUAGCCCUUAACUUAUUGUCCAAUGGUAUUGCAGGUGGUAUGGAUAUGUCUGGAUUGUGCCCUAAAUACAUAAACAUUAAACGAGGAGCUGUGCUUACUUCCCUAUUAUCUUGGGUAGUUCAACCAUGGUUAUUCUACAACACGUCUUCGAGAUUUGUGGUAGUUAUGUCGUCAUUCUCAGUAUUCAUGUCACCAAUUAUUGCUAUUAUUAUGUCGGAAUUCUGGAUAAUCAGGAAGAGAAAACUUAAGCUAAGCGAUUUGUAUUCUAAUGAAGUGGAUUCAAUCUACUGGUACUGGAAUGGAUUCAACUUGAAGAGUUUCUUCAUAUUCAUUGUUGUUGCCACACCUGGUCUUCCAGGUUUGAUUCAUAUGGCAAACCCAAAUAUUUCAAUUAACCAGGGAAUACUUCACUACUACUAUGGUAACUGUAUCUUUGGAUUCUGUAUUGCUUUCUUCUUGAAUAUCGCUUUGAAUUACAUUUUUCCUUCCAAGGCUAUACAUGCACUUGAUUCCGUUGAUUACUUCCACACCUUUACUAACGAAGAAUGUCUCAAGAUGGGCAUUACACCAGCUGAAAACGAGAGUGACCGCCAGUCCAAUCAAUCUAAGGAUGUGGAAUUAAUUCAAGAAAUUAAUGUUGAGAAGAACUCUGUUUAA
This is a messenger RNA of Scheffersomyces stipitis CBS 6054, 1668 nucleotides long. RefSeq names its product nucleobase cation symporter-1 family protein (gene THI7). Gene Ontology annotation, biological process: nucleobase transport; transmembrane transport. Gene Ontology annotation, cellular component: plasma membrane. The record is from RefSeq and is a predicted model, not a curated record. Lineage: Eukaryota; Fungi; Ascomycota; Pichiomycetes; Serinales; Debaryomycetaceae. The coding region runs from base 1 to 1668 and encodes 555 amino acids. Gene Ontology annotation, molecular function: nucleobase transmembrane transporter activity. The transcript has a single exon.